Molecule: messenger RNA, 1851 nt
Organism: Symsagittifera roscoffensis
Lineage: Eukaryota; Metazoa; Xenacoelomorpha; Acoela; Convolutidae
Exons: 2
Coding region: 1-1851 (616 amino acids)
Source: RefSeq, a predicted model, not a curated record
AUGUACCAGAUGUUGUCGCGGAAACAAAAGGAGGCUGAAAGCUUAGAAUCGUUCUAUGCAGAACUUAGUGGAAUGGCGGCAAGAUGCAAUUUGGGCACCCAGGAGCCGAAAAUGGCGAGAGACAUAUUUAUUUUCAACAUGAGGAACAGGGACGCGCAGAACGAGCUGUGUGGGGAAACUAAAACCCCGGAGGAAGCAUUGAGAAUCGCAAUGUCAUAUGAAAGAGGAGACAAAUAUGCAAAGACUUACAAGGGCGUCGCAUCCGGUUCCACGGGAACGGCGUAUCCAUCGCCAGGGGGUUCCCUGCAGAUCAAAACGGAACCAAUCAGCAAUAUUCGUGGAUCCAGGGGACGAGGAAUGCCAAGGGGACGGGGCCAAUACCCAAAUCGUGGAGGAGGUCGAACACAAGAACGAAUGCAAGAGCGAAGAUGUUACAAUUGCGAUCAACCGAACUUCACCCCAGAACACCGACAACGAUGCCCAGCAAGAGCCGGGGGGGGACAACCGGUUGGAUUAAUCCAAGGGGAUGAGCUAUUCGAGGAAGAAGAUACCCCCUCGGAUGACGUGGGGCCCCAAGUUGCGGCAAAUUCGGUAGGUUUCGUUAAACCAGAACACCACAGCUGGUCAUCAGAAAGUUCAGACGGCUACAUGGUUAUGGCAAUUAGACGGAAGAAGGAAACAGUAUUGAAAGUUGCCGGACCUAAACUCAAAAUAUACAUUAAUAGGCACCCGAUGAACAUUUGGAUCGACAGUGGAUCAUCGAUAUCCAUUUUAACACUAGAAGAAUUGAGGAGAACAGUGGGAAGAGCGGGAAUUAAUUUAAAACAAGAUGACACUGACGAUGACGAAUUCCGGGAUUACAGUAACAGUCGGAUCAAGAUGUUGGGCAGAAUGGAACUCGAGUUAGCAUUAAACGGCUGGAAGACGAAAGCAGAAGUCCGAGUCAUUAGGGGGACCAGACCAUCCAUUCUGGGACGUGAUUUGAUGGGGAAACUCGGACUCCAGUUGAUGCAAGCAGAUCCAAGGGGGGAAGUAAUGAAUAUCCAGGGGACGGAAGCCAAUUCAUGCAAUGAGGGGCACGACGAACCGGAGGAUAAGCAGAUGGAUCAAUGGCAAUUAUACUUCAAUAAGCUAUUCCCAAAACUUUUUACUAGAGUUGGAAAAAUUAGGAACUACAAGGUUCAAGCAGAGUUUUUCAAAAAUCUUGUACCAGUGCAGCAGAAGGGACGGAGAGUGCCGGUAACGCUCCAAGAAAAGGUGGACAAGGAAAUUGAUAAGCUAUUAACCCAGGGACAUAUAGAAAAGUUGAAAGAGUGUUCGGAACUAUAUUACAUUUCUCCGAUCGUCUUCACCGUAAAAAAAGACUGGUCCGUAAAGUUAGCAUUGGAAUCUCGAGAGCUUAAUAAACAAGCUCAUAAAAACAAAUACCAAAAUCCAAAUAUAGAAGAACUUGUAGAUACAAUAGGACAACUUAUUUCCGAGAAAAAACAAGGGGAGAUGUACUUUACUACGAUGGAUCUAACGUACGCGUAUGGGCAACUACCGCUUAGUGAAGAAACAAGCGUGCACUCUAACUUUUCUUUGGUGGGCGGACGGUCGACAGGAACAUACCGAUUCCGAACUGGGUUUUACGGGCUAACGUCCAUGCCGGCAGAGUUCCAACGAGUAAUGGACUCAAUUUUGAACGAACUCCCACAAGCGAACGCAUUUAUUGAUGAUAUUUUGGUUACAACCAAGGGAACGGAAGUAGAACAUAUCUCCUUGGUUGAAAAGAUCCUCAGGAAACUAAAUCGCGAAAACAUAUCGCUGAAAUUAGCAAAAUGCGAGAUUGCGAAACGAAAAUGCGAGUGA